Molecule: messenger RNA, 2491 nt
Organism: Vigna angularis (adzuki bean)
Lineage: Eukaryota; Viridiplantae; Streptophyta; Magnoliopsida; Fabales; Fabaceae
Product: pentatricopeptide repeat-containing protein At5g15300
Exons: 1
Coding region: 101-1660 (519 amino acids)
Biological process (GO): RNA modification
Molecular function (GO): protein binding; RNA binding
Source: RefSeq, a predicted model, not a curated record
UGUGUAUGUUAGGUUCGUCUCAUUGUUCAUAUUCAUGCAGCUUUUAACAAACUCAGUGACAAAAUUAAACUUUAUUGUGAAGAGACCUUAGUUUGGAAGCAUGAUAAGAAAAAGAAAAGGCACCACCAUUGCUGUUACCAACGUUGGAACACUCAAACAAAUUCGCGCCUUAAUGAUCGUUAAUGGUUUUACUUCCAACGUUGGAUUCCUCCGAAAACUCGUCCUCGCCGCAGCCAUGUCAAUGGUCGGCCCCUCAGCUAAUGCCGCUGUGACACAAUACGCACUCCAAAUGUUCGCUCAAAUUCCCCAACCAGACACCUUCAUGUGGAACACCAUCAUCAGAGGCUCUUCUCAGAGCCGUGAUCCCUUGCACGCCGUGGCACUGUAUGCCCAGAUGGACCAGCGUUCCGUUAAGCCUGAUAACUUCACAUUCCCAUUUGUUCUCAAGGCUUGCACCAAGCUGGUCUGGGUCAAAACUGGUUCCGCUGUUCAUGGUAGGGUUUUGAGGCUUGGGUUUGGUUCAAAUGUGGUUGUGAGGAACACCCUUUUGGUUUUCCAUGCUAAAUGUGGAGACUUGAAGAUUGCUACUGAGAUUUUUGAUGAUUCGGAUAAGAGGGAUGUGGUUGCUUGGUCUGCACUCAUUGCUGGGUAUGCCCAAAGAGGGGACUUGAGUGUUGCACGGAAACUGUUUGGUGAAAUGCCCAAUAGAGAUUUGGUGUCAUGGAAUGUGAUGAUCACAGCCUACACAAAGAAUGGUGAGAUGAAGUGUGCUAGAAAACUUUUUGAUGAAUCUCCUAUGAGGGAUGUUGUUAGUUGGAAUACGAUGAUCGGUGGUUAUGUGCUUCGUGGCUUGAACCGGGAGGCGUUGGAGUUGUUUGAUGAGAUGUGUACAGUUGGGGAGUGUCCCGAUGAAGUAACAAUGUUGAGCUUGGUGUGUGCUUGUACUGAUUUGGGGGAUUUAGAGAGUGGCGAGAAGGUGCACACCAAGAUUAUCGAAAUGAGUAAGGGAAAGUUUAGCACGUUGUUGGGAAAUGCUCUUGUUGAUAUGUAUGCCAAGUGUGGAAAUAUUAGGAAAGCAAUUCAUGUGUUUUGGUUGAUAAGAGAUAAAGAUGUGGUCUCGUGGAACACGGUCAUUAGUGGGUUGGCCUUUCAUGGCCAUGCUGAGGAAUCACUUGGUCUGUUUAGGGAAAUGCAGAGUACCAAGGUUUGUCCAGAUGAGAUCACUUUUGUUGGUGUUUUGGCAGCUUGUAGUCAUGUCGGGAAUGUUGAUGAGGGUAAUCGUUAUUUUCAUCUUAUGAGAAGUAAGUACAAGAUUGAGCCAAACAUUAGACAUUGUGGGUGCGUGGUGGACAUGCUGGGACGUGCUGGACUUUUGAAGGAGGCGUUUGAUUUCAUAGCUUCCAUGAAAAUUGAACCAAAUGCAAUUAUUUGGAGGAGUUUGCUUGGAGCUUGCAAAGUUCAUGGAGACGUGGAUUUGGCAAAACAAGCAAAUGAGCAGCUGCUCAGAAUGAGAGGGAAUCAAAGUGGGGACUAUGUGUUGUUGUCAAAUGUAUAUGCUUCACAAGGUGAAUGGAAUGGGGCUGAGAAGAUAAGGAAGCUGAUGGACGACAAUGGUGUGACCAAAAAUCGCGGCUCUAGCUUUGUUGAGGCACACAGUUGAUGCGUCAAGUAUUGUGGUAACAUGAAUGUUGAUCAAUUAUUGAAAUAUCUUUUUUUCACUUUGGUAAGACACCAAGUAGUAGGUGGAUCUAAAAUUGAUCUACGUUCAACUCCACACUGUGACACUGAUAACCGUAAAGUGAAACUUCAUAACUGCAGGCGGAAACUAGUUUUGGCUUAUUCAUACAAAUAUCAAUUUAUUUCUGCGGACUGAACAUGAUUGGGUGGAGUUACAUUUGAUCUUUGGGUCUGUUAAGAUAUUUGUGCCUGCAAUGUUUCAAGUCAUUGUGAAUGAAAUAAUUCCAUCACAAAGUUGUUCAUAUCUCAAGAUUUGAAUUCAUAGCCUGGAUGAGGAUUGUCCAUAAUGCAGUUACUGGAAUUUGGAUGGAAUUUGCUUGGAGCUUGCAUAGUUAAUGGAGAAGAGGAGUUGGUAAAACACAAAUGAGAAGGGACCAGGGUGGUGAGUGGAGAAUAUUUGAUGUGCCUGGAGUUGGAGGACAACAUGCAUUCUAUAGGCAUAUGCACUUCAAAUCCAUCAAUGCACUAACAAUGCUAAAUAGUUGCUUUUAGAAAAACAAAAUUUGAGUAGUUGCUGGUUAUGUUGAGAGGCCGACUUCCAGGAAAUGUAAGUGAUCAAGAAAAACUAAUCCAUUACUCAGAACUUUUUCCUUCAAUUGACAACACAUCACGCAAUGGGUCUUUUGAGAGGGAUUCAUACGGAAGAUAUGAGAAAUAAGCCUAGUUCACAUAAAAGAUUAAGAGUACUUUCAAUUACUAGAAUCCUUCUGUCGUUGUUCUUUAUAAAAGUACAUACUUGUCUUGGUUAAAAAGA